This is a messenger RNA of Paramuricea clavata, 2686 nucleotides long. NCBI's taxonomy places the organism in Eukaryota, Metazoa, Cnidaria, Anthozoa, Malacalcyonacea, Plexauridae. The record is from the annotation of a GenBank genome assembly.
AUCUUCUGUCGUCCACUUCAUAACUGUUCUACCGGGAGAGAAUGCUGGGAAGAGCAUGAACGCGAGGAGGACGGUUUCGAAUGUGACGAAGACGAGGUAAUGCUGCAUUUUAGGUUUAUACAAUGAGGUCUUGGUGAAAUAAUAACAAUCGCAAUAACUUUAGAUUCUCUGGAAAAGCAAUCUCCCUCUUUUUCUGACGCAUUUAUGAUAUUUUAAAUAUUUGUUUACAGAAAAGAUGCAAUAGGGAAUGUAUUGCAAUGGAUGUUGAAUGUGAUUGCGGAGAAGGCAAAGGUUAUUGUGUGUCGAAAGAGAGAUGUAUGCUUAAAGAAAAAUUGAACGAUAGAUUUGACUGUCCUCCUGUCUGUGAUGUAGAGGGAGAGGUAGGUUUAUUUAUACUGGAUAUAGCUCCAUACUUCUUAACUGUUCUUCCUAUAGAGGUCUAGUAAAGAUCAUCUCUUAUUGAUUCAGUGUCACUACAGGAGGAAACCUAAACUAAAUUAACUUUAUUUAUAUUUGAUAGCUCUAUCAGUUGCAUGAAAACUAUUCUUCCUACAGGUCCAGUAAGGAUCAUCUCUUAUUGAUCCAGUGUUACUACAGGAGGAAACAUAAACUAAACUAACUUUAUUUAUACUGGAUAGCUCUAUCAGUUCUAAACUGUUCUUCCUAGAGGUCCAGUAAGGAUCACCUCUUAUUGAUCCAGUGUUACUACAGGAGGAAACAUAAACUAAACUAUCUUUAUUUAUACUGGAUAGCUCUAUCAGUUCUAAACUGUUCUUCCUAGAGGUCCAGUAAGGAUCACCUCUUAUUGAUCCAGUGUUACUAUAGGAGGAAACAUAAACUAAACUAACUUUAUUUAUACUGGAUAGGCCUAUCAGUUCUACACUGUUCUUCCUAGAGAUCCAGUAAGGAUCAUCUCUUAUUGAUCCAGUGUUCCUUCAAAGGGAAGCCUAAACUAAAUUAACUUUAUUUAUGCUGGAUAGAAUCUUCGUAUGAAUUUUUAAUGUUUAAAUGUAUGUUUUCGUUUCAGCGUUACUGUCCAUUCUCAGAAAGAUGUAUUGGAGAAGAUGAAUUGUGUGGAUGUCCCAAGGACAAACCGGUACGUCUGUUUGCAUCCUAAUAUGAAACAAAUUGGAGUUUAUAACAUAAGGAGUACGAAAUUCAAUAUAAAAGCGUCUUCAUUUAUGGAUAUUUAUUGCCGUGGUAUCAAGACAACACGGUACCGUGCUGGUUUUCUAUAAAAAAUAUUAAUAUGAGCAAUUAUUCAUUUUAUUUAAAGGUUGCUUGUGCGCCAUUGAAGGAAUGCAUCAGUGCAAAUGACUCAUGUCCUUGUCCAGGAAAUCAUACAUUCUGUGCAAGCACGUGGGGCUGUCUCCCAGCGGGUGUGGAAUGUCCUACAUGUGGUAGGGGACAGGUAUAAGAAAUUGUAUUUUGAAGCACCUUGUACAACUUAAAUAUAGCGAUUUCUUACUUAGAAACUAUGUCCUAGUCCAACCCUAACCGCUAGCUGUCGGUAUAACCAACGUAAGAAACUAACCGCGAUCCCUAAUAGUAAGAGUAGAGAGGUUAGGAUAGCCGGUUUACGGGUACGGUUAGUGUCAUUUUGUUUCGAAAUUUCCCCUAGAGUUUGCAUGUUUGAACAUACUUUUUCCAUUUAAAGUCCUUCCCUCCUGUAUAUUAAUUUUUCUCACUACAUAGAUGUAUAUGUAUGUUUAUGUCAACCUGCUUUUGUUCUAGAAAUAUUGUGCAUUCAAAGGUGGCUGUAUUCCACGUGAUGUUGGCUGUGGCUGUGAAGCUGGAACUGUACGUAUUCCUUUAAUAAAUACACGAAGCAAAACUUACUGAACAUCAGACAUCAUUUGCUCUUUGGCGUAUCAUCUAAAAUCUCUCGAUUUUAGCGUUAUUUUACAGAUAAGGCACCAUUUUUAUUUUUGCUAACUGCUUGUUUUGUUUCUUAGAAAUUCUGCCCAUUCCGUCAUAGAGCGGAUAUGCCUGCUUGUGUAAAUGUCACCACAAGAAAAGAUGCCUGUGAAUGUCCUGAUUCCCAGGUAUGUCAAGGAUCAGAAAUGCUUAAUACUUGGCUUUAACCUUAUAAGCACCAUUAUUAUUUUAUUCUGUCUAAUGCCAGAUGAUUUUACUUGUCAAGGGCAGAGAGCUCUGGCGCUCAGUGGGUUCCUAGUCAUAAACAAUGAGUAUAAUAUUGUGUUUCUUGUUUCGGUAGAAACCAUGUUUGACUCAAAUGAGGUGUAUUGACAGAGAAGCUGAGUGCGCAUGCCCAGAAGGUCAAGAAUAUUGUCCAAGGGGUGGGGAGUGUGCAGAGGGAGGCUGUCCCAAGUUGGAAUGUCCUGAAGAUAUGGUAUGUACUGAUGGUGAUGGUUGUGAUGACGAUGAUGAUGGUGAUGAUGAUGGUGAUGAUGGUGAUGGUGAUGGUGAUGAUGGUGAUGGUGAUGGUGAUGAUGAUGGUGAUGGUGAUGGUGAUGGUGAUGGUAAUGGUGAUGAUGAUGGUGAUGGUGAUGGUGGUGAUGAUGGUGAUGGUGAUGGUGAUGAUGAUGAUGAUGAUGACGAUGGUGAUGAUGAUGAUGAUGGUGAUGAUGUUGUGAGGGUGAUGGUGAUGAUGAUGAUGAUGAUGAUGAUGGUGAUGAUGAUGAUGAUGAUGACGAUGAUGAUGAUGAUUGUGAUGAUGUUGUGA